AUGCACUCUGAUAUCAGGGAUUUUUUGCGCAUCAUAGGGGCAUGCAUCCUAGGCGAGAAGCUGAGAGCGCUUCUGGUUGCACAUGGUUCUUGGGACAAGGUGGAGGUUACUGUCAAGGAGUGGCACGAGCGCAAGAAGCAAACAAAGGAUACUGGAGGGUACAAAACUAAGCAGUGGCUGAUGGACAAUCGGACUAUGGCGGACAAUGCUUUCGAGUGGGCCCGUGCUCGGGGCAGAUUGCGCAAAAACAAGAUCCAUGGUGAAGAAGAAGCUGACAUCCCCUACGACCAAGAAUGGACCCGCAGCAUCGAGUCAGGAACACGUAUGGAAUUUGUGGGGACUGCAGAAAUGGAGGUGCCUUGCUAUAAUGUUUCUUGCGUACAUAUGCUAUAUCCCCUAAUUAAUUUGCUGGCCUUACAUAAUUAA
Messenger RNA from Symbiodinium pilosum, 426 nucleotides. Lineage: Eukaryota; Dinophyceae; Suessiales; Symbiodiniaceae. The record is from the annotation of a GenBank genome assembly.